AUGAACCGUCCCUCACCGAGACUGCCUCCAGAGAUGUGUGACAUCAUCCUCGACCAUCUCUGGGACGAUGUUCCAACGCUCGCGGCCUGCAGUCUCGCGUAUCGUCAGUGGCUUCCCACCACUCGUCUUCAUCUGUUCAACACAGUCUCUCUCGACAAUGCCGCAGAUGAUCUGCGCUUCGCUCAAAUUCUCGAAGGAUCGCCUGGCAUUGCACCGUGCGUCCGUCAUCUUACAUUGGUCUCCAUCAGCCUACCGUGGCGCAAAUUCACAAGAAUCGAGCAUCUGGUUCUCCAGAGCUGGCAUACCGUCCUGAUGUCGGAGGAGAGCAAGGAAGCACUCCUUUCAUAUUUCCCCACGGUGCGGACGCUCAGCGUCGAGCAUUGCUGUUUCGAUGUCUCUCUUUUUGCAGCGCUGCUCUGCGCGUUCCCUAAACUGUCUGUCAUCCAUAUCGACCGCUCCACGUUACUCGGCGACUCGGACCCAACUGGCUCUUAUGACACGAUUCCAGACAGGCUCCCCUUCCCUACUCUUGAACCGCCAGGUACGAGACGCAGAAUAGAAGGUCUGUAUACGUAUGCUCUCCCGGACUACGGCUUCUGGUUGAUGCAAGGUCCAUUUGACUUGGCUCUUCGGGCAUUCGGGGUAACGUGUGAUCCCGAACACGUGUCCAUGGUGCAAGAGGUCAUCCGAGUUACCACGUCAACUCUGGAACAUCUGUCACUGACCAUGGUCAAGCCGUACUCUAUCCCGAGACUGCUCCAGAAUCACUGUCCUGAUAUCACACACAGUACGCAGCUGGUUUCACUACACAUCGGUAGGAUCUCCCUGUUUCACGAAUAUCUUGACUUUCGGUGGACACACGAGAUCCUGGCCCGACUCCCCCUUUCUCUGAACCGUCUCACACAAGUCAAGAUCACAUACGAAUUGUCCAGGAUGGUGCAACUCUCGCGUGUGGAUUGGGAGGACUUGGACAAAGUCCUGGUUGGUCUGGCGUGCGCGAGACCUGCUUUCGUGCUCAUCUUGGACAUCAUUCACAUUCACAUCAUCGCCCGCCGAGGCUACGAACAUGCAUCCAUGGUCCGCGAGAGCAUGGGCACCGUCGUCUCGCGUUUGACAGGAUAUCUCGCUCUGCAGACGGUCAGGCUCCAGAUCGUGUAUUCGCGCGUACAUCUUACACGCAAUAGCUCAACCAUUUCUGAUACGUCGGAACAUUGGUUUCCGUAG
Sparassis crispa is the source of this 1224-nucleotide messenger RNA. RefSeq lists its product as hypothetical. The coding region runs from base 1 to 1224 and encodes 407 amino acids. The record is from RefSeq and is a predicted model, not a curated record. Lineage: Eukaryota; Fungi; Basidiomycota; Agaricomycetes; Polyporales; Sparassidaceae. The transcript has a single exon.